Corythoichthys intestinalis (scribbled pipefish) is the source of this 2721-nucleotide messenger RNA. Its product is annotated as SERTA domain-containing protein 2-like. The transcript is spliced from 2 exons. Lineage: Eukaryota; Metazoa; Chordata; Actinopteri; Syngnathiformes; Syngnathidae. The record is from RefSeq and is a predicted model, not a curated record. Gene Ontology annotation, cellular component: nucleus. The coding region runs from base 633 to 1346 and encodes 237 amino acids. Gene Ontology annotation, molecular function: transcription regulator activity.
ACAGACGAGGAUGUUCUCUUGGCCCAGCGCGUUGAAAGUUUUACAAAACGUAUUCGUCGUGAUUAGCAGUGUGUUAUUGUAACGCGAAAAAAGUAGAGAUGUUAAAUUAGGUUACAAUUCUAUUUUGCAUCAGUGAAGCGGAUGCGAGUCUUUAGUCUCGUCGAUGAUGUCAUCGUGUUGGAAUUACGGCGGCUCGAAAGGCAUUAAAAUACAUUAAUAAAUCAGAUAUACCGAUUAAAAAAAGUUACUAAUUGCCCCAAUAAUAUUCAAUUUUUGGUGAUUAUUUCAAUUUCGCCCACUUUAAACGUUUGAAUUGAUUUUUCUAUGCCUUUAAAACGUCCUCUUUAAGCCAGUGGCGGUUAAACUUCAUUGCCCAUGAUGCACUUCGCUAAAGUUCAACCCUCAUGCGUUUUUUUGGUAGUUGGGCUCAAAUCACAGGCGGGAGAAGAAGGAAGCAAGAAAAUGGUGGCAGGAUUUAAACUUUAAACGUUACCGUGUUGUUACUGUAAUAUUUAUUCUGACUUCAUUUUCAUUUGGCGUCAAGACGAGAGGAAAAUUACAUUUUACUGAACACCUUUUGACGUUGGCUCAAAAGUCGGAGACCCACAAGAGGAGAAGCAACAGGGUUAAAAAUGAUCAUGAAGACACACAAGCGCAAGCUCCAGCCGGAUCAGUCUUCAGAGGAUUCCCCAUGCAGUGGUGCAGUAGCGUGGGAGAAACAACGGCAAUUUGUGUUCAGCGUCUCCUUGCGCAAAUACCGUCGGGACCAGGAGCUGCCCGAGCCCAGCCUACGGAGGUCAGUCCUUAUUAGCAACACGCUACGACAGGUAGAAGCGUGUUUGGCGUCGCCGCCGGAGAACAGCUCGCCGUCUCCUGCCAAGCAUCAACGUAUGGCAGAAGCCGAGGACUGGACGUCGCUGUCAACAGACCCAGAUUUUGGCAUCACGCCCGCCGUCUCGUCUAUUCUCAGCGGGUUGGACUCUGAUGCGUCGCCGCGAGCGGCGCUGCGGUCCCUGGAGAACCUCCAAUCCUGCCCGGACACCGGCAUGUCGUGGCUGAAGCAGCAGGUCCGAGGCACGCACGGCCAGGACCUGAUGGAGUGGGAGGCCGGCGUGGAGGCGGCGCGUUCCAGCUACCUCAAGGACGUCACGGCCGAAGACAUGUUCCAGGACAUAGACACAUCCCAGUUGGAGAGUGACGCGGCCGCCCUCAGCCUACGGGCCGAGGAAAUCCCGUAUCACGGCGCAAAGGGCCUGCCGUCCUUUUCUUCUUUCAGCUCGCCGACGACGUCCCUCAGGGACGGCUUGGAUCUGGAGCACUUGGUGACUAUGCUGGUCGAAUCCUGACGGGUUUGAACGGGAGAUGUUGGAACGUUCUAUCCAGAUUCUUUGCAAACUAGUAAGACAACGGCAUAAAAUGCUGAAAGUGCAAGUAAGUUGUAUUAGUCCUUUAAAUUGUCUUACUAGAAAAGACAUUGCUAUAAAUGCGGAAAACGUGUUUCAACUCAUUUGCUGCCGUUGACAGUAAUGGACGAACCAGAGUUGCUUUAAAAGUGAGCCGUUUUUACAUUAAUCACAGUAACUUUGGAAUAUUACUAUUUACAACAUUUCUGCUGUUCAGCUUUUUUCCAUAAAUUGACAUUGGCUGCCAUUACACGCUAGACGUCCAGGAGACUGUUCGUUCAUUCACUCCGCCCAGUCAAAAGAUUUGACGGCACUAGACAUCCAUGGAAAUAAUCAGACGGAACUGUCGAAACACUAAAAUGUUACGUGGAAUCUUCCGUGAAGAAAAGUUUUGCCUCGUAUUUAUCAAAGCAGUUUGUAUGAAGAUAUUUUUGUCUUACUUUUGGUCUGUUUUGUAUUCAUGAAACUUUUGUUUCCUUGUCGGAGUAAACGCACUUUUUUUUUUUCUUGGACGUUUUGAAAUACGCCUUACUGAGCAAAGUUACAUUUCUUCUGACAGUGUUCCAAUAAGACUCAAAUGUUUUUAUUUUGUGCUUGUUUUUUAAAAUGGAGGGCACAAUGCCCGUGUUGUAACUUCUUCAAAGAGAUUUGUAACAUUUUUCACUUGUACUAAUAUUUUUGUUAAAUUGUUAUGAUACAAGUGUUGUCUGGGCUUUUUUUCCCUCCCCCCUCUCCAACUCAAUCCCUUAAUUCAACAUCUUUAUUACUGAACAAGUUACUGUACAGAAUCUUGGUUAAAACAUAAUCAAUAAAGUGCAUCUCAAGCAUUCACAUCACAUAUUUGGCCCUAAACCACUAUGAAAAACACAUUGACAGCAAUAAACUUUCAAUCGGUUUUGACAAAAUUGCUUGGAUGUCUAUUUCCGAUAACUGCCGGGGAUUGAUAAACUGUUCGAGGGAGCAGUUAGACGCUAUGAAAACAUACCCGAAAAACAUACUUUGGCAUCCUUAGGCUGUGACGCAUCCAUUUAAAGUUCAUCAGAAACCGACUGAUGUUUCUUUUCAGUUCUUGGGCUGAAAAUUCACGUCACCGGUCACCCACGGAGUUGUACGAAGGGCGCUUUUGUCCGCCGCCGUUCUCCACGAUGGGCCGACGGUCCUCGUUGGGGUCGGACACCUCGCAGCGUGGCAGCUGCAGGUAAGUGGUGAGGCCGUGCAGGUCGGCCAUUUUGUGGAAAGCACGCAGAAGCAGGUACAUCAUCAUCAGGCCCAGGAACAGGUACACUGAAAGGCACAUAAAACAUUCUCAAAAGUGAAU